This is a messenger RNA of Elaeis guineensis (African oil palm), 3348 nucleotides long. RefSeq lists its product as uncharacterized. The record is from RefSeq and is a predicted model, not a curated record. Lineage: Eukaryota; Viridiplantae; Streptophyta; Magnoliopsida; Arecales; Arecaceae. Gene Ontology annotation, molecular function: protein dimerization activity; DNA binding.
CAUCUCUCGCCCCCAAGUUAAAAUAACAUCGAUUUAUCGGGACCGGUGUGGUUUCCCCUCUCCCAGACGCGGCUUUUUUUUCGGCAUCGCCCCCAAAAUCCACCACCGAAUCCGAUCGAAACGAACCGAAUCUCGCCCCGGCACGCCGGUAGGUCCACUGAGAUCUUUCCCAAGGAUACGCUCCCCCGCCGAUUCGAUGGCGGUAUGAUACGCGGUCGGUGUCGCCGGAUCCUCCUCCCGGCCCGAUUCGGCAGAUCGGUCGCAGCGAUUUCUCCCGCUUAUCGGAACGCCGGCCGAAGGACAACGGAGAAGGGGAAGGAGGGCGGCGACGAGAGAUAGAUCCUGACGUCCGUUCGGAUUCCCACCUCCGGUUUCUAGCAUUGUUCUGGGAACAUGAAAUUUUAGAUUCCGAAAUUGACUAUAGCAGAAUGCCUCGUCCUCCGGAUAUAGGGUGGCAACAUGGUACAAUGAUCGGGGGACACAGACACCAUGUGCAGUGUAACUAUUGCCACAGGACUAUGAUUGGGGGUAUUACACGGUUCAAGAAACACUUGGCAAGCAAAAGAGGGGAAAUUAAGGGCUGCGAAGCUGUCCCCAAGGAAGUAAGAGAGACUAUAAGGAAGCACCUAGCCACAUUAAAACCCAGGAGGCCAUCCAAAAAGAAACUAAGAAGGAUCGAAGAGGGGGCUAUUUUAGUACCAAUUUCCACCAAUGGUAACAUGGAAACAGAUGCAUCAGACCCAGAUGAGACAAAUACUAGACAGGAACUUCUGACCUUACAGGAAGCAGAAAUUCACUCUCCCAAGUCAUCGGAUCAACAGUUCAUUGUUGGCACAAGGGAGUUCUUUGAUGCCUUUUCUACUAUCUCGUGCAAGGAUGAACAAGGUUUGGCACCUCCUAGAGCCACUGACCUUGGAUGGGCUCAUGGAAUGAUGGUAAAUGGGGACAGACAAAAGAUACAGUGCAAAUACUGCCUUAAGGUAAUAUUAGGAGGUGGGAUUUCUCGUCUUAAACAACAUUUAGCAGGAGAAAGAGGGAAUAUAGCUCCAUGUGAGAAAGUACCUGAUGAUAUCAGAACACAAAUGCAACAACAUCUGGGGUUCAAGGUUUUGGAAAGACUUAAAAAGCAGAAAGACUCUGAGGCUGUUACAAGCUCCACUCAACAGAGCAGAGACGGGUAUGAUUCUGAGAUCCUCAAUGCAAUUUCCACACGGGAGGGUUCUGGCGAAAGAAGAGGAAAGGAAGUGGAUGAAGGGAGCCCCAAUAAAAGAAAGAGAAUCAAAAAGUUGCACAUUCCACAGGCUUCAACAAUAGCUCUGGCUACAGUACAACAUACUUUUGCUUCACAAGAAAGUAUAGACCAUGCUGAUAUUGCAGUUGCAAAAUUUAUGUAUGAUACUGGCAUACCAUUCAAUGCAGCAAAUUCAAUUUAUUUUCAAAGAAUGGCUGAUGCAAUUGCUACAGCAGGACCUGGAUACAAGAUGCCCUCUUAUCAUUCUUUGCGAGGUAAGUUAUUAAAUAGAUGCGUCCAUGAAGUAGGCGAUAUCUGUAAUGAGCUUCGAAAGUCUUGGGAAGUGACGGGUUGUACUGUGAUGGCUGAUAGGUGGAUGGAUAAAACUAGUCGGGUUGUUAUUAAUUUCUUCAUCUAUUGUCCAAAGGGAACCAUGUUUCUCAAGUCAGUAGAUGCUUCUGACAUUGAAAAUACCUCAGAAGGUCUGCUUAGUUUAUUUGAUAGCAUUGUUCAAGAUGUUGGUCCUAGAAACGUUGUGAAUUUUAUAACAGAUAGUGCACCUUGCUACAAAGCUGCAGGAAGGGCAUUAAUGAAGAAGUACAAGACCUUUUUUUGGAGUGUGUGUGCAAAUCAUUGCAUUGAACUAAUGCUCAAGGGCCUUGGUGAAAUGGAUGAAGUGAAUGGGUUAUUGGCAAAGGCAAAGAAAAUAUGUCAGUUAACAUAUAACAGUGCUUGGGUUCUUAAUUUACUGAGGGAGAAAACUGAAGGAAGGGAUCUUAUUCAGCAUGCCAUGACAGAGUUUGUAAUGAAUUUUCUGACUUUACAGAACAUUGUAUCUGUCAGAGACUCUCUUCAGCAGAUAUUUACUAGUACCAAUUGGGAGCAGUCAUCUUUGUCUAAACAAAGAGUGGGAAUGGAUGUGAUGAGAAUUGUGUUAGAUCCACAAUUUUGGGAAUCAUGUACAAAAAUCAUGAAAGUCUCCAAACCGCUUAUCACAGUUCUUAACCUACUGGAUAGCAGAGAAAGGCCUUCCAUGGGAUAUCUACAUGAUUCAAUGGAAAAGGCAAAGAAAGAAAUUAUUUCAGCUUUUGAUAACAAGGAAUCUGAUUACUUGCCAUAUUUGGAGGUCAUUGGUCAUGUACGAGAUGAGCUCCAUAGCCCCCUGUAUGCUGCUGCUUAUUAUCUUAAUCCUUCCAUAUAUUUUAGCCCCACCUUUUCCAUCAAUAACGUGAUUCAGAAAGGUUUACUUGAUUGCAUCGAGACUUUAGAGCCUGAUUUGACAGCACAGGAUAACAUUACUAAGCAUAAAGCUUUCUAUGAGGAUGCUGUGGGAGAUUUCAGUCGGCCUGUGGCAUUAAGAGGAAGAGAAUCAUUGUCUCCAGCCACGUGGUGGUCUCUUUAUGCAUCAGACUAUCCAGAUCUCCAGCGCUUCGCUGUUAGGAUUCUAAGCCAGACAUGCAGCAUAACUACAUCUGAUAGGACUGUGACCAUGAAUGAAAGUGUGCAUUCGAGCAAGAAUAGAUUGGAGCAGGAGAGGUUGAAUGAUCUUGCGCUUGUCCACUAUAACUUGCGUCUUCAAGAGAGGCAACCACUGGCUUUGGUAAGUAAAGCCCUUCCAAGAGGUGAGGAUGACCCAGUAUGCUCGGAAGGAAGGAUUCAUAAUGCUGGAGCUUGGAUUGUGGACCCAGAAGUGCUCGAAGGAGGUGGCAUAAAUAGGAUGGAUGUUGCUUUACCAAGUGAUCCUGCUCCUGCAAGGGAGGUCAGCAAUUCAGGUAAUGGUAAUCUUGGUGAUGAUGAUGGAGGCGCCAAUGAAUGUAAUAAGGGUGAUGGCAGUGUGGAUUCUUGAAACUGAGCUGCAGACAAAUCAGAAGGCCAUGGGCAAUUACAGUUGAAGAUUGCCUAGGAAUAUUAUGUUGGCUAUAGUUACAACAUUAGAUGCCACCAUUUGUAAUAUAAACUACCUGGAUUCUAAAUAGUUGAAUCAGUGUCAUGUUCAUGUACCAUUGUACAUAAAUGUAGGUAACCUGCGGUAAUGCUUAUUUUGGAUUGGUCACUAGUUGAUUGGUGGAUUGUUUCCUGUGAAUGAAAAUGAUGCUAUCAUGCUAGUUCUAUUGGCA